This is a messenger RNA of Diaporthe batatas, 567 nucleotides long. RefSeq lists its product as uncharacterized. Gene Ontology annotation, molecular function: acyltransferase activity, transferring groups other than amino-acyl groups. NCBI's taxonomy places the organism in Eukaryota, Fungi, Ascomycota, Sordariomycetes, Diaporthales, Diaporthaceae. The coding region runs from base 1 to 567 and encodes 188 amino acids. Gene Ontology annotation, biological process: polyketide biosynthetic process. The record is from RefSeq and is a predicted model, not a curated record. The transcript is spliced from 2 exons.
AUGACGGCCAUAGACACCUUCUUCCGUCAAGCGGGAGUGGACCUGGCCGUCCGUGCCUGUAGAAAGGCAAUGCGUGAGAGCGGCUGCACCGCGGCCGACAUCACGCACACCGUCGCAGUCACAGCAACCAACCACGGCUGCCCAGGCUACGACGUGCUCGUCGCCAGCAAGCUGGGCCUGCCGCCGUCCGUCGACAGCAUGCUCCUGCAGGGCGUGGGCUGCUCCGGCGGCCUGUCCCUGGUGCGCGCGGCGGCCAAAGUCGCAUCCGCCGCGACGGCCCGGAACCGCCCCGCGCGCGUCCUGGCGUACACGUGCGAGAUCUGCACGGCGAUGCUGCGCUACGACCUCGCGACGGCCGAGGAGAGCGCAGACAUGUCGCUGCUGAGCCCGGCCGCGACGAUGCUCUCGGACGGCGCCGCGGCUUUCAUCCUCUGCAAUGACCAGGGACGCGAGGGUCUCGCGCGGGGAGUGCGCGGGGAGUGCUUGCAGCUGCUUGAGUCCGAGAACAUGGUUGUCCCCAACACCCAUGCGGAUGUGGGCUUCUUUGCGGACCCUAACGGCAUGUGA